This is a messenger RNA of Ceratosolen solmsi marchali, 1825 nucleotides long. It is a transcript of the gene emp, whose product is annotated as epithelial membrane protein. NCBI's taxonomy places the organism in Eukaryota, Metazoa, Arthropoda, Insecta, Hymenoptera, Agaonidae. The record is from RefSeq and is a predicted model, not a curated record. Gene Ontology annotation, molecular function: scavenger receptor activity. The transcript is spliced from 6 exons. Bases 152 to 1729 code for a protein of 525 amino acids. Gene Ontology annotation, cellular component: membrane; cytoplasm; lysosome.
CUUAUAUUUAAAUUAUUUAUUUUGUAUAUUUGACAAAUAUUUAUCGCACGAAUUAUUCGUUUCAAAGUUGUAACUUGUCUUAUUUGUAACAAGAGAAAAGUGCGCUGCUUUCACUUUUAUAAAGAGUUAAUAUCAAAAACAGACGAACAUAAUGAGGGUGCAUCAAGGUAUAUGUGCAAAACUUCAAGGAGGUUUUCUCAGACGUUGGUGGGCUGCUGUAGCAAUAGGUGCUCUUAUGAUAAUUAUUGCUGGCAUAUUAGCUGCACUGUUUCCUCGGCUCAUUAAUAUUAUCAUAGACAAGGAAAUUGCAUUGCAGGAGGGUAGUCGUACUUUUGAUUGGUGGAAAGAACCCCCCGUUACACCACAAAUGCGUGUUUAUAUUUACAACGUUACUAAUGCAGAUGAGUUUCUUAAUAAUGGUGUAAAACCCACAUUACAAGAGCUUGGUCCAUACAUUUAUCUUGAGACCUGGGAGAAAGUAAACAUAAAAUUUAAUUUAAAUGACACUGUUACUUAUAAUGUCAAAAAAAGAUUCGUUUUUUCAGAGGAGUUAUCACAUGGUUCAGAAGAGGAUUUAGUAGUAGUUCCGAAUGUACCGAUGCUUUCAGCAACUAGUCAAUCGAAACAUGCUGCUCGCUUUCUUAGAUUAGCAAUGGCAUCGAUCAUGGAUAUUCUAAAGAUCAAACCAUUUGUAGAAGUCUCAGUGGGUCAAUUACUAUGGGGCUAUGAAGAUCCUCUUCUUAAGCUUGCCAAAGAUGUUGUACCUACAGAUCAGAAGUUACCAUAUGAACAGUUCGGAUUACUUUAUGGAAAAAACGGUACAGGAAAAGAUAAUUUUACUAUAUUUACUGGAAUUAUGGAUAUCACAAAAUAUGGAUUAAUGGAUAAAUGGAAUGGGAAAUCAAUCUUGGGUCAUUGGACUACACCUGAUUGUGAUAGUGUAAUGGGUAGUGAUGGCAGCAUCUUUCCACCUCAUAUUACCAAACAUACUAUAUUGAAAAUUUUUGAUAAAGAUCUUUGCAGAACUCUUCCACUUAUUUAUCAGCAAGACGUAAUGACAGCCGGUGGUGUUCCUGGAUUCAGAUUCGUGCCACCAGCUGGUGUAUUUUCAUCACCAGAUCAAAUUCCUUCUCAACGAUGUUUUUGUCCUUCUGGACCACCAUGCGCUCCUGAAGGCACUUUUAAUGCUUCAUUAUGUCAGUAUGACUCUCCUAUUCUUCUUAGUUUUCCACAUUUUUAUUUGGCUGAUCCUGCAUUAAGAGAAGCAGUCAUAGGAAUUUCUGCACCUGAAGCAAAAAAACAUCAACUCUAUAUUGAUGUACAACCUACAAUGGGUACUGCACUAAGUGCCAGAGCAAGAAUUCAGAUUAACCUUGCUGUUAGUCAAGUUCGAGAUAUAAAGCAAGUUGCAUCUUUCCCUGAUAUUAUUUUUCCCAUCAUGUGGUUUGAAGACGGAAUAGAUCAACUGCCGGAGGAAGUAACAUCCUUACUAAGAAUGGCUGUUGAACUACCUCCUGUAGCUCGGGCAGCUAUGUCGGGUGCUCUAGCAGCUAUCGGCAUCGUAGUUUUAGUUGGAGCACUUAUCUGCUUAUCUCGAGCCGCCAACCGACAAGAAAAGCUUCAUUUGAGUGCCCCCCUACCAGGAAAUGCCAAAAAUGACAACAGCAUAUCGCCGUCCUUUCAAAAUCACUCUGUCAAGAAAAUACAAGGGUUAAAUAGAUGCCAUUAAUACGUUUAUUAUCCUAUAAGUAAAAUCAAAACCAUCACUCUUCUUGAUUCUCGAUUACGACGAGUUUGACCGUCAAUUUAUUCUUUUUGACCUAUA